AUGACGAGCAGCGGUGAUGUCACAGUAACCAGUGGGACCAUUCUCAGUGGUGAUGACAUCACCGUGUCCUACGGCGAUGUGGGUGUGGUCAGUGACACCAUGGUGCUGGACGAUGGCCUAACUAUGGUGAUCCCGACCAUCAACAGCGAGGACAUGACAGAUCUCGCCUCCACGCCCUGGCUGGACCUUUCUGAGUACAUCCCUGUGAGUGUUCCCACGACUACCUCGCAGUCCAUCACCACCUCACCUACCACCACCAUCGCUCCAACAACAGAAAAACCAGCCAUCACGACCACCACGGGUUCUACUAUAAGACCUCAGGGGAGAGCAGAGGAGAAUAGCGAGAACAACUCCAUCGACAUCUCAUACAACAGGAUCAUCGGCGUAGACAACGACAUCUCUCAAAACAACCUGAUCCCAAAGCGCCGGGUCAACCUCCGAGAAAGAACCAGGAACAAACGAAUUCAGGAGCUUCUGGAGGAGAAGAGGAACUUUCUCCUCAGGAUGAAGAGAGGCCACAGAGCACGAUAGACCAAGCCUUCUCAUUUCUCUUAUAGAGAUGAACAUUUUCUUUACAGACUUUCGUAAGCAAUUGUUUAAACCCCUCUGUGAACUGCCAUGAUGCUUUCUAUCAGGCCUCUCCACAAAAACGCAAAUCUCUGUCAUAUUACUAUCAUGACAAUCAGGACUGCAGCAGAGAAAGAAUAUCAUGGCCAAAUGUUUGAACAGUUGCUUUGAAUAAAGAAAAGCCCUUUAGAGUACAGACUGUUGCAGAUUUGAAGCAAAUCGCCUUGCCUGUGUAAACACAAUAAUGAGAAACAGAAGGGAUGAAAAGUGUACAUCCAGUUUGACCAGCACUUUACAAAGCCAAGCUUUUAUCCCUAUAAACCACCCACAGUCUUGUUUGAGGAUUCACCGAAUGGAUGAUGUAGAUAAGAUGUAAUGUAGUUUGUAAAAUGGUAUUAUCCGUACUGGCACUUAUGGAGAAACAAAAUCUACAACCUACAAUCCAAAUCUCCAUCCAAUAUUAUAUUACUGCCCAUGACUGCAGCUCAUUUCCCCCAAACAGAUAUGAAUACCUCUCAGCUACCUGAUAACAGCUACUGUAGCACAAGAUGAAAAUGUUUCCUUGUUUAGUGGCCAGCACUCUGAAUACCCUACACACACACACACACACUGACAAUUGGAGCCUUUGGAGGCCUGAGAGCAAUAGUGGUAAUGCCAAACAAUCAGAAAGUCAUAGUUUCCUUUUGGUUUAAUUUCAUUGUGUAAGUUUACACUGCUUGGAUCAUGUUGCCUUUUCCAAAGCAAACGGGGUCUUUCAUCUCUCAGGAAGUUAAGAUACAGUGAAGAAGUCUGGUGAGAGACAUUGCUGAACACUUGGUGCUUCCUGGAUUUUGAUGAUAUAUUUUGAUAUCUCAUGAAGCUAGUUGUAAAAAAACAAACUUAUUGAAGACAGAAAAAAUAUUUUGAUUGCAUUUUUUGUGUUUUGUUUUUUAACAGUCAAGUGGUGCUUUUUUUGUCAGAAAAAAAAAGAAUACAAAAAAAUAUAAUAAACCUGUUUGUAUUAACUGUAUCUACAUAGAAGCUUUGAGGGCCAGUAUAUUUUCUUUUCUAAAAGUUUUAUUAUUGGUACAUCUCUAACUUGCAGCAACUGCAAAAGCACCUAUGGAUCUUUCUGUACGAUAUCUGUACAUAUGAAAAAGAACUUAAUUUUUAAUAUUUAUUAAAGU
This is a messenger RNA of Seriola dumerili (greater amberjack), 1733 nucleotides long. RefSeq names its product A disintegrin and metalloproteinase with thrombospondin motifs 2-like. Lineage: Eukaryota; Metazoa; Chordata; Actinopteri; Carangiformes; Carangidae. The transcript has a single exon. The record is from RefSeq and is a predicted model, not a curated record. Bases 1 to 531 code for a protein of 176 amino acids.